Pieris rapae (cabbage white) is the source of this 1537-nucleotide messenger RNA. RefSeq names its product evolutionarily conserved signaling intermediate in Toll pathway, mitochondrial (gene ECSIT). Bases 284 to 1402 code for a protein of 372 amino acids. The transcript is spliced from 5 exons. NCBI's taxonomy places the organism in Eukaryota, Metazoa, Arthropoda, Insecta, Lepidoptera, Pieridae. The record is from RefSeq and is a predicted model, not a curated record. Gene Ontology annotation, cellular component: mitochondrion.
AUGGCGUGUUAUGGAAUGAUAUUUGUCCAUUUGUAUGGAAAGUAUAAAUAAAUAUAUCUCAUGAACCGUAAGUUUCCGCAACUUAAUACUUUACAAAACGCUUUCUUAUGGUGAGUACUAUCUACAAAAAAAAUUUGAGCAUUCAAAUCGACGGGUCAUAUUGGAAAGUUUAUCCCCACUUUUUAUCGCAAUACAUACAUUUAAUUUUACGCUAUUAAAUGAACGAAAUAUAUACAGGACUAUAAAAUACUGUGCAACUGGUACAUACAAUUUAUAACCUAAAAUGGCCACUAAUAUUUUCAAAAGUUUUUUAAGGCCUAGAAUAAAGACCAUAUUUUUCAAAAGAUAUGAAAGUUCCGAAAAACGAGUGGCUAUUCACGACCCAUUUUCUAAUAAGCCAGAAAAAAAUAAAGAGUCAUAUUUGCAAGUUAUUAAGUUUUUCGAAGGCCGUGAUCAAAGAAGACGGGGUCACGUAGAAUUUAUUUACGCUGCCCUAGGUCGGAUGAAAGAGUUUGGUGUUAAUAAUGAUCUUGAAGCGUAUAAAGCUUUAGUAGAUGUCUUACCAAAAGGAAAAUUGGUUCCAACAAAUAUAUUUCAAGCAGAAUUCUUACACUACCCAAAACACCAACAAUGUGCAGUUGAUCUAUUAGAACAGAUGGAAAAUAAUGGUGUAAUGCCUGAUAUAGAAAUGGAACAAAUGCUACUAAAUACUUUUGGUAGAAGAGGUAUACCUCUUAGAAAAUAUUGGAGAAUGAUGUAUUGGAUGCCAAAAUUUAAAAAUCUGAGUCCCUGGUACCUGCCUGAUAAAAUGCCAGAUGAUACCCUAGAACUUGCAAAACUUGCUAUUCAGAGAAUCACAUCAGUAGAUCCUGACAGUAAUAUAAAUGUUUGGCAGACAGAAGAGAUAGAGGUUGCACUAGACAAGACUUGGAUAGUAAGUGGUCAGAGUCGAUUACAGAAGUUGCUCUUAGCUGAACAACCAAUCGAAGAACCGCUUGUAAUUAAAGGCCCUUAUUAUGUAUACUUGAGAGAUCAAAGUGUUACUUAUUUUACUCUUCUAGGUAAAAUAAGGCCUGAACCAAAAGAUGACAUUGAUUGGGACGAUGUUUCUAAAAUUGAAAAACCCUCUGGAAUACCUGGCUUUAUUGGAAAGACUACAUUACCCUCAAUAAAAUGUACAGUUCAUGAACAAGAUGAUGGCACAAUUUUAGCCAUUUGUGCUACAGGUACUUCAUCGAGAGAUUCAUUACUUUCAUGGAUAAGGUUACUAGAAAAACAUGAUAAUCCCUUACUUGCUAAUAUACCUGUUAUAUUCACUUUGCUGGCCCCAGCAUCAGAUGUCUCUCUCCAGGAAACCCAACCAGCCUUACAAGAAGAGGAUAAUAUAGAAAGAGCCGGGUAACAGUUAAUAAGUUAAUAAAAAGUUAAUCAUGUAGUGAUUUAAAAAUACCAUAACUUAUGUAAAGAUUUAUUUACACUUUAUACAAUAACAUUUAAGUUAAAACUGUAUAGAAUUAUAGAACAAAUUACAAAGUUU